AUGUCGACAGGACAAGUAACGGCGUCGCCACGCGCCCCUCGGGGCAAGAACCAGCAGGUGCAGGGCGCACCUGCGCAUGCGCCGCAGAGCAACAAUGGCCGUCAAGGGCAGCGACGGCCCAAAGGCGGUCGCAAUAAUCAGAACCAGCAGAACCAAGCAGGCGCGUCUCCCAGCAGACACCCACAACACGCAAACCCCGCUCUGGCUGAGAGCGCCGUCUUCCCAAGCGAAGAGGCGCAGUCCGCGAAUGGACCGCGCCACAACAAGAAGCACACGCGCGCUCAACCUUCUGGCGAUCGCGUUUUCUCGCCGCCCGGUGCUAUGGCCUCCUUGACCGACAGCGAAGGCGCUCCUCCAAUUCCAAUUUCUGCGACUCCAGCCAAGAACCAGGGCGCAUAUGCCGGCCCAACUUUCCAUGCUUCUCCUGCGCCCUCUGCUCUUCCCAUUCCCAAGUUCUUGUCUCGAUCUGUCCCAGCCAAGUCUCGCAUGGAUCCGCCUACUCCACCGCCCGAGGACAGUUCUGACUCCACAGGUUCGCCCAACUCUUUUGCUGGAUCUCCUUCACGUGCACCCAUUCCCGUUCCUGCUCGCAACGAAAUGUCUCCCUUAGAUCUGCUGUUCAAGGCCGACCGCGCGGAGCGAGCCAAACAUGUCGGCGGUAGUCCUGCGUCUCCUCAAUAUUUCAAUUCUGCAAACCCGGUUCGGCCGCAUCACUACAAACAGGACUCUUACGGCUCGCUUAAUGCCCCGUUCCCCAUUGAGCUCGACGGUGAGAGCAGGAACUCGCACAUGUCUCCACCUCCAACAGCCUCUCCCAUGGCAGUGCGAUCUUCGACCGAUCCUAAUAAAAUUCCGCAACUCAAGGACGCCCAGCAGCAACCAAAUAAAAACGAAGUCAUGCAAGACCUCCUCACCCGGCUAUCCAUGUCGCAGAAGAAGCCGACUGCUGCAACUCCCCCGCGACCGGAUACGCAAACACGUAAUGAAACCCCCUCGCCUUUGCACGACAGUCAAUCCGCCGUCCAGAACGCCUCUGGGCCUACUACGCCUGCUCAAGCACCCCAGGAACCAUCUGACUAUCAUUACGGGAAUAGGAACCUUUCUCCUUUGUUCAAGGCUGCGAAGGGCGAGCCCUCCAAACGUAAUUCUGGCCUCCGCACGGAAAUUACCGCAGACUCUCCAUUGGUCGCGCAGGGCAUGUUUCAGGAUUUUCCCUUCUGUAUCUUCUCCCCCGGCAAUGGACCCCAACACGUCCGCGGCGCGGAUCUCCGAAGACAGCCAAAUCAGCAUCGACCCGAUGCCUUCUCUCCGAAGCCCGGCGGUGGUGCACCAGGUGCCAAAGCAACCAAAUCAGGCUUUAAUGGUACUCCCGUCUCUGUCCAAAAGCCUGCUACUUCGAUGAUGUCUUUUGUUCCGGCUUCGGUUUCUGCCAAGCCAAAGCAGCUUUCGUCUUCUGCUCCCUCCACCGCGGCUGGCCCACCUCCGAUGAAGACCUCAACUCCUCCUAAUACGUUGGCUUUGGAGCAGGAUCUCAAGCGCAUGCUUAAUUUGAAAAUGAGCGAUGAUGCGUCCGGCGUUCGAUAG
Molecule: messenger RNA, 1584 nt
Organism: Parastagonospora nodorum SN15
Lineage: Eukaryota; Fungi; Ascomycota; Dothideomycetes; Pleosporales; Phaeosphaeriaceae
Exons: 3
Coding region: 1-1584 (527 amino acids)
Source: RefSeq, a predicted model, not a curated record